AUGACGCUUACUUUCGGAACUGCACCUUUCACCGUCCCAGGCACCGAUUUGGUUAUUCAACUAGAUGUAGGAGUAUGUAUGAGCGCUAUUACCGCAGGUGGCGACAAUGAGCUAAUUCUUCUGGGCGAUACUUUCUUAAAGAAUAAUUAUGCCUACUUCAACUUGGAUAAGUCAAUUAUCGGACUUGCCCAGGCUAAACGAUAG
Molecule: messenger RNA, 204 nt
Organism: Paraglomus occultum
Lineage: Eukaryota; Fungi; Glomeromycota; Glomeromycetes; Paraglomerales; Paraglomeraceae
Source: the annotation of a GenBank genome assembly